AUGAGGGCGUGCUUCCUCACUGCCUUCCUGGGUGCGUCCAUGGCCCUCGCGGCCCCCGCCAUUCCAGACGACGAACGUACAAGCAACAAUGGCGUCGUCUCUACCUACUCCCAAUCAAUGGUCUUGCAGGGUCGCUCCAAAAGCAUAGCCCUCCUUCGCGACUCCUUGCCCAUGUCAAACAAACGCAUGGAGGCAAGAGCCACCUAUUACUCCCUAUUGCCUCGCAACUAUGGUGAGGAGGACGAAGACACCAUCAAUAUCGGCCAAAACGACAACGAUGACGACAACCACGACGACGGCAAAACUGAUGCACUCCUCCGUCCAGUCGCCGUUCCCUCUGCGGCCACCACGACGCCCGUUUUGGGAGCCAGAUCAGAGUCUGAAGUAGAAACUGCUACUAUGUCGGAUCCCUAUGAAAACGAGCCUUGGUAUCGGAAUACCACGAAGGAAUUUUGCGAUCUCCUCCGCCCCAGGCCCCUCGACGAGACUUUUACCCUCACUUUCAGUGCUCCGUCUGGGAACAAGCCGCCAACAGAGAUGAAGAUGGUGCAGAGUCAUAUGCUCAAGAUCUGCCGCGUUGAUGCCUCGGACAUUGCCGUCCCGCACGUCGCCAGGACUGCUGCUUAUGAUGAUUAUGAGGAUAUGGCACCUCUCCCUGCUCAGUCAGCCACUACUACCGUUGCUGGUUCUACGACUACUGUUGCUCCUACUGCUACCUCCGCUACCUCCGCGGCUACUUCCACUUCUGCUUCUACUACUGUUACAACUUCCGUUCCUGUUGCUACUGUUGUCUCAUCAUCUUCUUCCUCCUCCUCUUCCUCCUCUUCCUCCUCCUCCUCGGAUGUUACGACUAUCAUAAUGGAUCCUACCACCUCCUCCAGCUCCUCCAGCUCUUCAACGCCUGAUUUAAUUAUCACUAUGACGAUGGACCCGACGACCUCUUCUACGUCCUCAACAUCCUCAACGUCCUCAACAUCCUCGACGUCUUCUACGUCUUCUACUUCCUCUACCUCGUCUACCUCGUCUACCUCAUCCACUUCGUCUUCGACCUCCUCCACCUCCUCGUCCACUUCGUCCACCUCAUCCUCAUCUAUCGUCACCCCGCCUCCCCCCGUUACAACUACUCAGACGACUACAGUCACUGUCCAACCCUUCGUCUCCACCGUCACCUCCACCGUCACAGUCACCCAGCAAAUCAUGGUUCAUGCACGUACCCCCGCACCGGCAUGCCCUUGUCCAACCCUCUAGGCUUCUUUUGCGAAAACACGCAAACUUGCAUAGAGACCCCUCCCCGAAUUCGUUCCUU
This is a messenger RNA of Aplosporella prunicola CBS 121167, 1306 nucleotides long. RefSeq lists its product as uncharacterized. Gene Ontology annotation, molecular function: mRNA binding. The coding region runs from base 1 to 1248 and encodes 415 amino acids. Lineage: Eukaryota; Fungi; Ascomycota; Dothideomycetes; Botryosphaeriales; Aplosporellaceae. The transcript has a single exon. The record is from RefSeq and is a predicted model, not a curated record.